AUGUCUCUCAAGGUGAUCCUCGUAGCGUGUGUGGCCGCGGUAGCUUUGGCCGAUAAAGCUCCUGUACAUCUACCACCUGUUUAUGUACCCACGUACCACGCUCCCGAACCAGUGUACAAUGCCCCUGCACGCUACAAGGAGCCAGAGUACCCAACCAUCGUCAACUACGUGGACAAUGGCGACGGUCUUGUAGCUGAGGUCACUUACGAGGGCGAGGCUCAGUACCCCGAGUACAAGCCCACCUACAAACCCGCUCCUUACCACGCUCCCCCCAAGUACCCCGUGUACUAA
Molecule: messenger RNA, 291 nt
Organism: Penaeus indicus
Lineage: Eukaryota; Metazoa; Arthropoda; Malacostraca; Decapoda; Penaeidae
Exons: 3
Coding region: 1-291 (96 amino acids)
Source: RefSeq, a predicted model, not a curated record